CUCAUCAAGCGGCUGCCGUGCUCCUCACGCCGAGACGUGCGCGCGCAGGCGGCCUGCCGGCGUGCCGAGAGAGCGCGUGACGUCACCCCUGACCUGCGCGCGCUGAGCGUGAGGCGGUGCUGCUGCAUCGGGCGCUUGGCGCGCGUGCUGCUGCGCCUCCCUUUCCGGCCUCCGGGCGCUGCUGCUGAGGCACGAUCUCGCUCCCGCAAGCGAGCUUGAUGCCUCCUGGAGCACGCUUGCUGCAUUCUUCGUCGCUGUCGACAUGAAGAGCAGGAGCCACGUCAAGCACAGUCGCACACUCAGAGAGAGAGAGAGAGAGAGAGAGAGAGAGAGAGAGAGAGAGAGAGAGAGAGAGAGAGAGAGAGAGAGCCCCGUUCCGUUGUUUCCAGACGCGAGUAGAGUAGGCGUCUCCAGGCGAGAGAUGUGGGAGAUGGGAGGCAGGAGAGGCGUGUGUAGGGGAGAUGAGAGGCGCAAACGGCGCUCCGGGAGGCAUGCGAAAAGUAGAGAGGGGGGAGCUUGCGCGAGUCGUCUGGUGUACAGCGCGCUGAGCCUGGGAGAGUUGAGAAGGUGGGGCGCGGGAGGCGCGAGGGAGACAUGCAGAGGAAGAGAGAGAGGACAGAUGUGUGUGUGUAGGCUCGUAGAUGUGAUGUAGAGAUAUGAUAGGUUCGCAUCGCAUCGAGUCGAUGGAGAGCGGGAUGGGACGGAAUGAGUGCUAUGUGUGAUGGUGUGGUGCGCGAAG
Molecule: messenger RNA, 739 nt
Organism: Tilletiopsis washingtonensis
Lineage: Eukaryota; Fungi; Basidiomycota; Exobasidiomycetes; Entylomatales
Exons: 1
Coding region: 263-652 (129 amino acids)
Source: RefSeq, a predicted model, not a curated record